Cercocebus atys (sooty mangabey) is the source of this 363-nucleotide messenger RNA. RefSeq names its product X antigen family member 3-like. The transcript is spliced from 3 exons. Lineage: Eukaryota; Metazoa; Chordata; Mammalia; Primates; Cercopithecidae. Bases 1 to 363 code for a protein of 120 amino acids. The record is from RefSeq and is a predicted model, not a curated record.
AUGAGUUGGCAAGGAAGAUCAACAUAUAAGCCUAGACCAAGAGGAAGUUUACAGUUUCCUGAACUGAUUGGGCUUAUGCUCAUUAGUGCCUUAAGAUUCCAUCAGCCCAGUGAUGAAGAGCCUCAAGAAGAGAAACCACCCACUGAAAGUCAAGAUUCUACACAUGGUCAGGAGAGAGAAGAAGAUCAGGAUGCUGCUGAGAUUCAGAUGCCUGACCUGGAAGCUGAUCUCAAGGAUCUGUCUCAGUCAAAGACGGGGGAUGAAUGGGGAGAUGGUACUGAUGUCCAGGGGAAGAUUCUGCAAAAAUCAUAUCAAUUUAAAAUGCCAGAAAGUGAUAUGCUAUCCAUUAAGAUGCAAAAUUAG